Messenger RNA from Gadus morhua (Atlantic cod), 1249 nucleotides. Its product is annotated as complement C1q-like protein 2. Bases 451 to 1146 code for a protein of 231 amino acids. The record is from RefSeq and is a predicted model, not a curated record. The transcript has 3 exons. NCBI's taxonomy places the organism in Eukaryota, Metazoa, Chordata, Actinopteri, Gadiformes, Gadidae. Gene Ontology annotation, molecular function: protein binding.
AAUUUGGAGUCCAGUGAGCAGGAGCUGGCGCGUCUCCAGAGCCUUUGUGAAGGUAAAAAGUGACAACUAUGUAUUGUUGAUUUCCUGAUUUCCUAUUCCUGCCCCCAGCCCAGCCUCGAGCAGCCUUUACUGUUGCCCUGAUGGAUGGGGGUUCUUAACCUGGAAACUACGGGCCUUUCCCUGACCUUACGAUAAUGCCAAACAGGAAGGUCUUUGCAAACGUUGGCAAUGGCUACAACCCUGCAACAGGUAGGUGUGCUACCUGUUGUAUACUAAUUAUCAUUGAAUGAUGGUGCAGGCGACCCUAAAGAGCUAAAACAAAGCCUGCAUGAAGGUAGUUGGAAGUUGGCUAUUUUAAGCAGAAGUUGUCACAGGAAGUAGCCAACUGCUACAUUAUUACACUACCACACACAAAUAUCAUGUCCGCAAAUAUCCGUCCUUUCCCAAAGAAUGUAUUGGACAGUGUUUCUGACGCAGGUCUAUAAAAGUAGAGGGGAGAGGAGCAGAGGAACAGAGAGAACACAGAACAGAAGCAUGAGCAUGAAAAGGCUUUCAGUGCUGCUUCUGGCCAUGUGCUUGGGCCUUUUGGAGGCACAGGUUUCCUUUGAAGAUAACGGAACCAACCGACUGACUUCAAUGUCACAGGAGGAGAGACUGGCAGCCCUGGAGAGAAGGUUGGAAUCCAGUGAGAAGGAGGUGUCACAUCUCAAGAGACUGAUUGGAGCCCCGCCUGCAAUAGCUUUUUCUGUUGCCCUGAUGGAUAAGGCUACUAAACCCGGAGACUACGGGCCUUUUGCCUACCGUACGAUACUGCCAUACAGGAAGGUCUUUGCAAACGUUGGCAAUGGCUACAACCCUGCAACAGGCACGUUCACCGCUUACGUCAGGGGGAUGUACUUCUUUCGCUUCACCAUGUUCACCAGCGCCACCCCUAAAUCUGCAGCAUGCAUCUGGAAGAACAAUGUGUUUGUGGUGUGUCUGUGGGACGUCAAGGGGUACAUUGGGGCAGACACGGGCAGCAACGCAGUGGUCUUACCGAUGGGGGUGGGAGACCGCGUUAGCGUAAUGCUUGAGCCGAACAUGACAGUAAAUGACAAUCAAUCGCACCUAAACACUUUUAGCGGUUUCCUGCUUUUUCCCAUGUGAAUCAAAUUGUUGACUGGCUUUUGUUAAUCUGUAAAAAAAAUGUCAUGAAAAAAAAGAUUGCAAUAAUCCGAACCACCUAUAAUAAAUCUAUAAAAAGUCUUUA